CCCCGUUUUUGAUGGAAGAUCGGCAGGAUUCGGAUACCGUUUAAAAAUUGAGACUCUGGAGAAAUAUUAGGAGUCAUUUUUGGUCAUUUUGGUGGUCUUGGAGAAGCGCGGGGGGCGUUUUAUAUUGAGCCUCGGCGGGGACUGGAGCGCGGAAGGCUUUCCCCUGCCAGGACCUGAUGCAAUCCAUUCACGCCAACAAGUUUGGAGAAUGUUGAGUUCGAUCAAUUCAGAACGUCGAGAUGGAGCCCAACUCACUCCAGUGGGUCGGCUCUCCGUGUGGCUUGCACGGGCCCUACAUCUUCUACAAGGCUUUCCAGUUCCACCUGGAAGGCAGAACCCGGGCGCGGAUCUUGUCCCUCGGCGACUUCUUCUUUGUACGCUGCACACCCCGGGAUCCCAUUUGCAUAGCGGAGCUGCAGCUGCUGUGGGAAGAGCGGACCAGCCGGCAACUUCUCUCCAGCUCCAAACUUUAUUUCCUCCCCGAAGACACUCCCCAGGGCAGGAGUAGCGACCACGGCGAGGAUGAAGUUAUUGCUGUUUCUGAAAAGGUGAUUGUGAAACUUGAAGACCUGGUCAAGUGGGUACAUUCUGAUUUCUCCAAGUGGAGAUGUGGCCUCCAUGCUGGAUCAGUGAAAACUGAGGUCUUGGGAAGGAAUGGACAGAAGGAAGCUCUUCUGAAGUACCGGCAGUCAACCCUAAAUAGUGGACUCAACUUCAAAGAUGUCCUCAAAGAGAAGGCUGAUCUUGGAGAGGAUGAAGAAGAUAUGAACGUGAUAGUUCUCAGCUACCCUCAGUACUGCCGGUACCGCUCAAUGCUGAAGCGCAUCCAGGAUAAGCCCUCUUCUAUCCUCACAGACCAAUUUGCAUUGGCCUUGGGGGGCAUUGCAGUUGUCAGCAAGAAUCCUCAGAUUCUGUACUGUCGAGACACCUUUGACCACCCCACUCUGAUAGAAAAUGAGAGUAUAUGCGAUGAGUUUGCGCCAAAUCUUAAAGGCAGACCACGCAAAAAGAAAUCAUGCCCACAGAGAAGAGAUUCAUUCAGUGGUGUUAAAGAUGCCAACAACAAUUCAGAUGGCAAAGCCAUUCCUAAGGUAAAAUGUGAGGCCAGGUCAACUUUGACCAAGCCGAAGAAUAACCAUAAUAACUGUAAAAAAGUUUCAAAUGAAGAAAAGCCAAAGGUUUCCAUUGGUGAAGAGUGCAGGGCAGAUGAACAAGCCUUUCUGGUGGCACUUUAUAAAUAUAUGAAAGAAAGGAAAACGCCAAUAGAAAGAAUACCAUAUUUAGGUUUUAAGCAGAUUAACCUUUGGACUAUGUUUCAAGCUGCUCAAAAACUGGGAGGAUAUGAAACAAUAACAGCUCGCCGUCAAUGGAAACAUAUUUAUGAUGAAUUAGGUGGUAAUCCUGGGAGCACCAGUGCUGCAACUUGUACUCGCAGACAUUAUGAAAGAUUAAUUCUACCCUAUGAAAGGUUUAUUAAAGGAGAGGAAGAUAAACCCUUGCCUCCAAUCAAACCUCGGAAACAAGAGAACAGCUCACAAGAAAGCGAGAAUAAAACAAAAGUAUCAGGAGCCAAACGUAUCAAGCAUGAAAUCCCGAAGAGCAAGAAAGAAAAAGAAAAUGCCCCAAAGCCACAGGAUGCAGCAGAGGUUUCAUCAGAACAAGAGAAAGAACACGAGAUUUUAAACCAGAAAAGCAUCACUGAGCUUCUUCCAGCAGACGUGAAGAAAAAAGUGGAAGGGUACCAGGACUUCACGUCCAGACCUCUGGCAUCGGGAGCAGAUCCGGAAAAGGACAACGAAGCUGACCAGGGUGCCAGUAGUGACCUGGUGACAGAGGAGACCGCAGAGAAGAGCCCUUCUCCACCACUCCCAGUUGUCCCUCCAGUCCCUGAGAGGGAACCAGCCGUGAUCCCUGGAACUGGCAAGCCAUCCCUUACUUCCCCCAGUGCCCUUGUGGACUCCAAGCAAGAACCCAAAUCCUGCUAUUUUAAGGAGAGCCCCGAAAAUGAGCACCAGGAAACCUCCUUCCCCAGCUUCCCCACCACACAGCCACCAUUGGCAAACCAGAGUGACAUAGAGGAGGACAAACUACCCCCAAUGGCGGAUUACAUCGCUAACUGCACCGUGAAAGUGGAUCAGCUGGGCAGUGAUGACAUCCACAAUGCACUGAAGCAGACCCCAAAGGUCCUGGUGGUGCAGUCAUUUGACAUGUUCAAGGACAAGGAUAUGACUGGACCCAUGAAUGAGAACCACGGACUCAACUACACCCCUUUGCUCUACUCCAGGGGCAAUCCGGGCAUCAUGUCUCCACUAGCCAAGAAGAAACUCUUGUCCCAAGUGAGUGGGGCCAGCCUCUCCAGCAGCUACCCCUAUGGCUCUCCACCCCCUCUGAUUAGCAAAAAGAAACUGAUUGCCAGGGAUGACUUGUCCCAAGGACACCAUGGCCAGAACCUUGAUCACAUGGCGGUGAACCGGCCUUCGGUGAUUCAACACGUCCAGAGUUUCAGAAGCAAGUCCUCAGAGGAGAGAAAAAGCAUCAAUGACAUUUUUAAGCAUGACAAACUGAGUCGCUCCGACCCUCAUCGCUGUAGCUUUUCCAAGCAUCACUUGAGCUCCUUGGCUGACUCCUAUGUCUUGAAGCAGGAAAUCCAGGAGGGUAAGGAGAAGCUCUUGGAGAAAAGGGGGCUCCCCCAUUCCCACAUGCCUAGCUUCUUGGCUGACUUCUAUUCCUCGCCUCAUCUCCACAGCCUCUAUCGACACACAGAACACCAUCUUCAUAACGAACAGACACCCAAGUAUGCUUGCAGGGACAUGUACCGCGAAUUGGAAAACAAUUCCUUUGCUUCCCACAAACACCAAGAUAAGCUGCAUGUCAAUUAUCUCACGUCUUUACAUUUGCAAGACAAAAAGUCAGUGAGAGCAGAGUCCCCCACCGAUGAUCAACCCACAGAUCUGAGCCUUCCCAAGAACCCUCACAAACCCACCGGCAAGGUCCUGAGCCUGGCCCACUCAGCUCCAGGGCCUCAGGAGAGCAAAGGGGUCUCCCAGUUCCAAGUUGUAAGUAGCCAUAGUAGAGACUGUCACCCCAAAGCUUGUCGGGUAUCACCCAUGACCAUGUCAGCCUCUAAGAAAUACCCUGAGUCCCUUCCCAGAGCGGGCAAACCUCACCAUGUGAGGCUGGAGAACUUCAGGAAGAUGGAAAACAUGGUGCAUCCUAUUCUGCACCGAAAAAUGAGCCCACAGAACAUUGGGGCUGCUCGUCCCAUAAAGCGCAGUCUGGAGGAUUUGGACCUGGUGAUUGCUGGGAAAAAAGCCCGGGCUGUGUCUCCCCUGGACCCCUCCAAAGAAGUAUCUGGAAAGGAAAAGGUCUCAGAACAAGAGAGCGAAGGCAGCAAGGCAGCUCAUGGUGGACAUUCUGGAAGCACGUCGGAAGGGCACAAGCACCCUCUUUCCUCUCCUAUCUUCCCAAAUUUGUAUUCGGGGAGUCUGUGUAACUCGAGCCUCAACUCCAGGAUCCCAGCUGGGUAUUCUCAUUCUCUGCAGUACUUGAAAAACCAGACUGUUCUUUCUCCACUCAUGCAACCCUUGGCUUUCCACUCACUUGUGAUGCAAAGAGGAAUUUUUACAUCGCCAUCAAAUUCUCAGCAGCUGUACAGACACUUGGCUGCAGCCACCCCUGUAGGAAGCUCAUAUGGGGACCUUUUGCACAACAGCAUUUAUCCUUUAGCUGCUAUAAAUCCUCAAGCUGCCUUUCCAUCUUCCCAGCUGUCAUCCGUCCAUCCCAGUACAAAGUUGUAAGGCCACCGCUACCCAACGUUCCAAAACAGGGUGUCUCACAGAUCUUCACUCCCUACUCCGGGUGAUGGCUUACAGAAGGAGAAGUCAGUAUUUCGCCUAGCCUGGGAAUCGAUCAGUCUGGGCCAAAGAGUCAAGAAGGGUGGUGAAACACGUCAGAAUUUUCUGGAACGACCUGGUCACCAUCUUGAGUCCCUUCCAACAGAGAUGCUCCGACACCCAACUCAUUCCCUCUGUAUUGGGAGUCUUGCGAAGGGAUUAAGGAGCAUCCAGGAGGAACUCAAGAGGAACUCUACCUGAGUUCUGAUGGUCAGGAAAUAUUCUGGGCAACAAAAACAAAAACAUGGGGCUGGCAGACAUUUCAAAGGAAGAGGCAAGGAAGACUGGCAAACUGCCAUGGGAUGUUCCUCUUUUCCUAAAACUCUCCAAGGUUCAAUCAAUGCAAUGUAUAGUGAAACUUCAAUAGGUCUUUCAUUUUGACACUAUUAUACAAUCCAGAGAAGUAAACACUGUUAAAUUGACUGUAUAUAUUUGCUCCUUAAAACUACCCGUAUCACUGUUUGCUCGCCUAAUUUAUAUACAGGUAGUUCUUUUAUUUUUUUUCCCAGUUAUUUCUUGUCUCUCUCUCUUUUUUAAUUAAACAGUAUAUCUUUUUUUUGGUUUUGUUUUAUUUUAUUUUAAAGGCUGACUGUCCUAAAUGUCGAUGUGUGUUUGUAACUUUUUUCACAUCCUAUCAUUUUUGGAGCAGCUUUGGGUGGUAUAGUUAUUGUUUACAAAUUGAAGCAACUGAUUCUAGUGGAACAAAUGAAAAAGAAACAGUUGAGCACACAAUAGAGCAAAGAACGUUCCUUUGCAGAUUUUUACAACUUCAGGAUUUUUGUUCCUCCCAAAUGGCAUAGUUGAAAGAGCUUAUACACUGCUUACCUGGCCAAAUGCUUUGCUUUGAAGUGUUGGGCCAUGUGAAAAUAUCGAGCAUUGUCCACACCUUAUCUAGACUGUGAAACUGUCCUACAUACCAGAGGAUUCAUAAAAAAAUAAAAAAUAAAAAAAAAAAAACCUCACUGGCAGCAAGCUGCUGAAUAACAAGAGUCUAGAGGACAUAUUUGUGGGCUGCGCAGAUAUUUUAGGAAUUUCAGAAAUUAGAACAGGAGCCAAAAUGAUUUACAUUGAUGUUGGCACUGAUCCCUUUAAACACUCUGGGAAAGGGGUUUGGGAAAAGUAUGGCGCUCAACUCUCCAGAAUCCUUUGAGCACUGUGGAGCCCUGGUCUCCUUCCCUAGGUCGUGGUAUUUGGAGUAAAACGUGGCCAUAUUACCUUCAUCAACUUGGUUUUAUUGUUGUUCCCGAGAAGAACCUCCCCAGCUCCAUCUUUUGGGGAAAUUAUUGGCGUGCUGGAUUGUCCAUUUUAAAAGAAAAUCAUCAUCUUUGGUUUAUGUGACAUGAGUUUUGUGCGUGUGCGCAAUGACAGGGUGGUUUGUGGUCAUGUCUUUAAGCACCUGGCAAUAUAGCCCACUAUCUGAUUUAUUGUUGGAAGAUACAAUCAAGCCAUUUAAGUAGUCAAAAGAUGUAAAGAAUAUUUAUUGUCAUUCUCGCCACGUUAUUCCUUUACUGCCAAGUUGUACCAUCAAGGUGGAUGCAUUUUUCCUCAAUGUUAAAAGUUGAUGGAUUGAAACUGAGAGCAAAUUUUCUUUUCAAGUUCCAUCCCUGCUCUGACUGCUUUGAUGAAUUCCCCCCAGCCAACCAACCAACAACCCCUUCCCCAACACCACCAGUAGACAGUAGAACCAUAGUUAAUCAAGCCUUUUACCUCUGACAUAUUUAAUGCUAUUGAAAAUUGAUGACAAUUUUCAACUUCUAACUAGGUAACUCGAUUGCAAAAUAAUCCAAUUGGUAACCAUGAAUCUGCGGCUCUUAAACAAAGCCAUGCAUGCCGUACAUUUGUAUUGAAAUGUCUCCAUGAUAUGAAGCCAAAUAUUCAAUGUAACAUACUUAAUAUCCAAAGGUGGAAACAAAAGAAUGUAGAGAUCUAGUGUUAAGAGUUCCAUUUGCUUCAAUUAAUUAUUUACCUUCCUGUGGAAUAAUAUAUAUAUAUAUUUAAUAGAACCAUAGAUAGACUAGUAGAAUUUAGAUUAUAAACUGUGUGAGUGCAGCUUAUCCUGCUAUUGCACAAGAUAGAGGGGGGAAAAAUAUCUCAAUUCCAGCUAGCAAAAUGCUAGUCAGGACACUUUGAAGAAAGUUGCACUAGACUGAAUGGUCACAGAAUCAGAAGACAUGGAAGGAAAGAAUGGAAGCUUCAGUGAUUCCACAUUAGACAUAGGUUGGCUACAUGGUUUCUAUGAGUAAUUUCUCAAAGAAAAUAGGGACCAUUUAUCUCUGAUGUAGCUCUCACCUAUCCAUUUGGAGUCCCGGGGCAUUUGUUUUUCCCACUGCAAUGAUUUCAGUCUGGUUUCAUCAUGCUGGAAUUUGAUCACACCAUUUUCAAACAAUGUUAACAUAGUCCAGCUUUUGUUAUUCUCAUCUCUUUCAAGAGGAUACUCACUGUUUCUGUCUGAGGAAGCUCAUCCCCUAGGCAAAAAACAUCAGGACGAAUAAAGAGAAAUGGGGAUAUGCAUUCCCAACAGAAGCACUGGGUUAUUUGUUUUAAAACUCCAAACGGAGAUCUUGGCUAUCUUUCAAAAAAAAUACCAUUGAAUUCUUCAUUGGCUGAGAACUGUAUUUUAAAACGUCUUUAAUAGGGCUUUGUUUGCAUUGUUUUGAGUUCAAGGGGCCUUAUUAUUGAAUGGGAAUUGCACAAGCUUUUUCUUUGUGCAAUCAAACCAUUGUUAUUGGUAGUUCAGUAAAGGAAACUGUGGAUUCUAAUUGGCAGUGGAGUCAUAAAUCUAUUUACUGAGUGUGGCUUCCAAGAAAUGUUGCAAUUCAAAAUGCACUAAGUCCAUGAUUUACUGGAGAUUCUAAAUAAUAUAUUUAAACCUCUCCAUGCAACUUCUGGUUUAACCUUUUGGCAACUCAACAUUUGAAAAAAGAAAAAAAAAAACAGCCCAACUAAGUUUCAGAUUUAAGUAUUCUAGUAAGUGAUUUGAACUUGUAGUAUUUGCCACAGGACUGACUUAUUUAUUGAGUAGCUAGAAGCUCUUAAUUUCACUUAUUUAUCAGGGCAUAUACAGAAGGGUUUGUUAAAACUCAAUGUUGAAUCUUUACAACUUUCUGACCUGGUGCAUGACUUCUCAAGUACUGUAUUUCACUGUGUUGAUGUGUCUGAUGGAAAUUUCGAGGUGAUCCCACAAAAAAAAAUAUUUUAUGUAGUGUGCCUUCAAAGAGAACCAUUUAUUUCUCUUCACUUGUCGUCCCACAAAGUCACAUUUGGUGGUGGUCAGCCAAAUCCCAUCUGGCACAGUAAGACUCUUGUCCCAGUUUUAAGGAGAAAUGGGAACAAGUCAGCUCUGGUGAGACCCACACCAUUGAAAUGAUUUAUCUUGAGCACUUAAAUUCCAGUGUUGGCUAUUGAUGUAUUUGAUAUUCUGCUUGUCUCCCCAUGGUUGAAAUAUGUCUGAAGAAUAGCAGCAUAAUCUCUUGGCUGUUUAUACUUUUUUAAACUUUCCUGUGUUGUAAAUAGUGUAUACUUUUGGUGACUCCAGCUACGUAACCUCUAUGCUCUGUAAGGUGAUGAUUUGUAUAUAGCAACCUGGCCCAGUGAUAUUAUAGAGUUUCCCAAUGGAAAGGUUGUUGAGUGACCUUUGCAUUAGUUUAAACACUACCAGAAGAAUGCUGAGCCAACUAUAAACACUCAAUUUUGUAUGUUUUCCAAAUUGUACUUAUUACUGCUUUUGAUACUGUAUCACGUGCCAAUAGUUUUCCCAAUCACAUAGCAGGCAAGAGAUAUUUUGUACUUUUUGAUCCACUGUAAUAUUUAAUAAAAAAUGUUACUAUCUGUU
This is a messenger RNA of Suncus etruscus (white-toothed pygmy shrew), 7725 nucleotides long. It is a transcript of the gene ARID5B, whose product is annotated as AT-rich interaction domain 5B. Gene Ontology annotation, biological process: regulation of transcription by RNA polymerase II. Lineage: Eukaryota; Metazoa; Chordata; Mammalia; Eulipotyphla; Soricidae. Gene Ontology annotation, molecular function: transcription cis-regulatory region binding. The record is from RefSeq and is a predicted model, not a curated record. The coding region runs from base 240 to 3797 and encodes 1185 amino acids. The transcript is spliced from 10 exons. Gene Ontology annotation, cellular component: nucleus.